Molecule: messenger RNA, 839 nt
Organism: Zea mays
Lineage: Eukaryota; Viridiplantae; Streptophyta; Magnoliopsida; Poales; Poaceae
Exons: 1
Coding region: 96-650 (184 amino acids)
Source: RefSeq, a predicted model, not a curated record
AGCUUAUAAAGCUUCUCGCACGGGCCAAAAGCCGUAGUCUGUGCCAAGAACAGAGCCGGUGUGUGUGCCCGCGCUGACGUGCACGGGCGGCGGCCAUGGCGAGGAUUCUGCUCCAGCCCAACAAAGACGAUCACGCAACCGCGUUCCACUCCCACACCGGGGCGCCGGCGACCUCCCUCCUCCUCCUGCUCGUCGUCGCCGCCGCUGUCGUCGUGUCUCUUUGCACCAGCGGCAAGAACGCCAGGCCAUGGAAGCAGCGCCGGUCGUCCCUCGCGCCAGCGCCGCAGCAGGAGCACGAGCACGAGCAGGACGGCGGCGGCGGCAUGAGCAGGAACAAGCAGCUGCUCGCCAGCCUCAGCGGCAUCGGCGUCAAGGCGGCCGCGGUGGCCAAGAUGGUCUCGUGGAACCGGCGCUCGCCGCCGGCGAGCGCCUGGAGCAGCGGCGGCGGAGACGACGCCUACGUGGACGCCGACGGCGACGGCACCGCCGAAGAAGAAGCGCUCUGGAAGAAGACCAUCAUCUUGGGCGACAAGUGCCGCCCGCUCGAGUUCUCCGGCCACCUCGCCUACGAUUGCGACGGCAACCCGAUGCAGCCUCAACCGUCAGCGAUCAACAAAGAUGCCACCGACGAUGCGGCAACCAAGGGUUAGCGAACCACUCCGGGUGCCUACGUGCAUUUGGGAGUUUGAUUUGCAUGGUGUGUUAGGGAUUGGCGCGUCAAAUUGUACGUGCUAUGUAAGCUACCGCUGGGCCGUUUGCGGUGUUGUCCACCGAUUUUGGAAAGCCGAUGAAGGUGUUUAUUUACACCUCGAUCGUUGAAUCAAAGCGUUCACCGUCCA